AUGGCUUCCCGCGAGGCCAUCGGAGUUCCCCGAACGCCAGACGCAAGACGCCAAUCGGUUAGGACCCAGCCAGGACCCAAACCCGGAGUACUCGCCGAUUCCGACACCCUCACAAAGACUACAGACAUGCAGUGCUACCACUGUGAAGAGACCCUUCUGGAAAACGACUGUUCUGCCCCCCAGUUCAUCGUGAACUGCACAGCCAACAUCCAGAAUGCCUGUCAGAAGGAGGUCAUGGUGGGGGUGAAUGGUGUGUCCUACCGCAAGGCCUGUGCCUCAUUCACCACCUGCCUGAUCGUGUCAGCCGGCUACCAGUCCUUUUGUUCGCCUGGCCAUGUGGGCUCUGUGUGCAUCAGCUGCUGCAACACGCCACUCUGCAACGGGCCCCGUCCACCCCGCACCUCCCUCGCUCCUACCCACCGGCCCCACUUCUCCCUGCUGCUCGCCACAGGUGCCCUGGCCACCCUGCUGUGAUGGCGGCCCCCCUUCUCCCCUGCACCCCCUGCUCAGGGUGGAAAAUGCAGGUGGGGGGCUGCCCUGACGGGGUGCAUGACCACACCUGAAGAUGCACCUGAAGAACGACCUCUAGCUAAGCCACAAAAAAAUAAUAAUAGCUGUGGGAUGUCUCCACCAACUUAGGGGUCUGAAACAAACAGCUACAAAAUCCCCUAAUGGACAGAAAGGUCUCUAAUACUUUUUCUAGCAACUGAAGCUGAAGGCUCUGUCCUGCAACACCGUAAUAGACAGAGAGCUUGUGGUGAUCUAGCAGGGCUGGUCUGGCUGGGCCUCCUGUCAAAUGACUCAUUUGAAUCCUGCUCAAAGUGAAUAAUUUGGACACACUGACCAAGUUCUCACUGCUAUGCUAGAGAUUCACCAGGCCUCAGAUCCCUGGCCACUGAACUAUGUGAAGAGGACCUCUGCCCCCAGAAUGUGGCAGGCAGUAGUGGUGUCAAUGAGUUUGCCCCCAGAAUGCCAACAUGUCAUGCAGCAUCUUGUCACAGAUAAUGCAGGGCAAAUGGACAGUACCAGGAGCUGGGGAAACAGCUGAGUUGAAUGAGGAGAAACAAUAAAAUUCCAGCAGGCUAUGUUAUUUUAGUUAAUAUUACCCCCUCAAUCAUUCACUGAAAUGUCAAGACCACUUGUAAAUGUACUCCCACAACAUUCAAGAUACUAUCCAAGUAAACCCCUGUGGCAGUCAGUCAGUCAGUCAUGUAGAUGCUGUAAUGGAAGCAUAGUUACUAAUAGGCAGGCCAGACUCUAUAAAGGUGAAUGAUGAUGGUGGAAUAUGGGAUAGCACACAGCGCAGCUGAGGUUCAGGUUGAAGGGCCAUACUGCUGUUCCCCCAUCCCUGCUAGCCUAAACAGAUCCUCUAAACUGUAUCUGCUUCCUUGUUACAACCUCUGCAUUCCUGUUCCACCCCAAUGUUUCUCACAGGCUAUCUAGAUUGGGCUGCAGAAAUCGGCUAACACCCAUUUCUCCAGACCCAUGACUGUACAUCGAACACUCCAGCCAGAAUUCUGUGGGCUCGUCAUCCAUUGGCCUCAAAACUCAGCACCCCAACACCAGAAUCUCUUUCCUCAUCCUUCCAGUGUUGUUGUGUGUCAGAUAAGCAGGCAUGUAAUAAAUGGUUUAAAGUGCAUUACUUUCAGGCUUCCUCUGUGUGUUUUUAGUUGGGGGCUGUGCCACAGGAACGUUCAGCGCUUGUAUUAAAUGCUUGCCAGCGUUCAACCACUGAACACCGCUACCACUUGUGCCAGCUCCGGUGUGACUGGGAGCUGAAGAGAAACACGCUGACUCGGUCACAUAUCUCAGGAGGCUGAGACAGGUUGGGGAGGUCAUUUACAGUUCUUUGAAUGUGUUACUUGCUUUUUUCUGCUUCAUUGUGCCUGUUUAUACUCCUCAUGGUGCACACUGAAUGUUCUCAGAUUUAUAAGCUGUUGUGGAUAAGAGCAUAUGCAAAAGGAAUAAACUUUCCCAGCGUCACUUGCGGUAAAUCUUUUUCAGUUUACAAAUUGUUUCACCUGUCUUUUUAUUUUUCUCGUCAAAGAAGCAUUCCAUCUUAAAAUGAGCUAGCCAUCAAGUGCUUAAUGGCGAUCAACUAGUUUAGUCCAUGCCUGCUAUUUUUCUUUUUUAAAGCAUACUGUAGGUCUGUAGGUCAUUGCCUGACUGGCAGAAUGUGGAUAUUAUUCAUCCAUUAGUCAUAGCCAUGUGCCUGACCCUUCAGCUGACUGGGGCGGAGCUCAGAGGUCAGAGGGCAGCUGAUGGCAUGGUCACCCUCUAUGAUUUGUACAGAUGAAAGAUAUUACUAUUUGUGAAACUGUCAAAAGUGACCACGUACCUUCUACAGAGGAUGGAAGAAACAAGAUUGUGGUUUAAGGCUAGAAAAUCCAAGGUGUCUGAAUAUUCAGAUGGGUGAGGAGCUUGAAAGGUUGUAUAUUUGUGGUGAAAUUUGUAGUGGAAUGGGAGAGUUGUAAAGUGUUCAAGGCUCAAGGCGUAUCCAAGGGCUUUCCAGGAUUAUCUCUUAAUUGAGAAAUGUCCUCAGCCAAGCUCUUCAAUCAUAGAAAAAAUGCAUUCUUUGUAUUCAGUAUUUUUACAUGAUCUUUUAUCAAAUAAACUAAAAUAGCAUGACAUAUUGAUUAUUUGAAUGUGACCAUGUGAAUUGCUGCUGUUGUUCACAAAAUAAUUUUUUGAUACAUUAACUAGCUGUAAGCAUGUCCAUGAUAGUUUCUGGGGUUGGUUCCCACUCAUUUCUGUAAUGUGACAAACGUAACUUGAUGUCCGGUUUCUCAGCUGCAUAUGAUUUGUUGGUCUUGACUCAAAAAGUGCUUUUCUUUCUGAUUUCCGUUGACUGGCAUCCAGAUACUUGGCUGAACUGUGUACUUUUUUCUCAAAACAUUUUAUGGGCCAAGUGCUUAGGUAAUUAGUGGGAGAUAACAGAUACACUCUAUUCAGAUUCUAAUGGGUUUUUUUCAUUAAUGAUGCUCCACUGCACUCCACCGGGUACCGUAUUACAUGUUGUAAAGGAGCCCAACAGAUUACUGUACGGAGAUUGCCUGUUUCUUCCAAGCAGUAUCUUAAACACAGCAUUUGGAUAAUGUUGUCCCAAUGUUUUUGAUCACCAUGGCUGUGUCCCCAGAUCAUACAGUAACAUACAGCAUACUAAUAUGCUAUAUAGUUUGUAAUAUGUACCCUUUACUGAAUCUUAUAGCAAACAUCAUUAAAUAUGCAAUUACACAGUUGGCACUGAUUACUUCUUUAUCGGAAUCCUAUAUUAACUAACUUUGGCUUUAGCUGGAGUGGAGGCUAGCUAGCAACAGUAGCUAUGAUAUGUUGCUCUAAUUAUACUACAACUGGUAUGUUAACCUAAGUGACAGUAUGUUAAAUGGUCUAUGUUGGUGUAAUACCAGUUUACAACAAAUGUGAUAUUUAAUAAAUCGGUUGU
This is a messenger RNA of Megalops cyprinoides (Indo-Pacific tarpon), 3442 nucleotides long. Its product is annotated as ly6/PLAUR domain-containing protein 1-like. Gene Ontology annotation, biological process: acetylcholine receptor signaling pathway. Lineage: Eukaryota; Metazoa; Chordata; Actinopteri; Elopiformes; Megalopidae. The transcript is spliced from 4 exons. Gene Ontology annotation, molecular function: acetylcholine receptor inhibitor activity. Bases 1 to 474 code for a protein of 157 amino acids. The record is from RefSeq and is a predicted model, not a curated record.